This is a messenger RNA of Contarinia nasturtii (swede midge), 2407 nucleotides long. RefSeq names its product probable cytochrome P450 6d5. The record is from RefSeq and is a predicted model, not a curated record. The transcript is spliced from 4 exons. NCBI's taxonomy places the organism in Eukaryota, Metazoa, Arthropoda, Insecta, Diptera, Cecidomyiidae. Gene Ontology annotation, molecular function: monooxygenase activity; oxidoreductase activity, acting on paired donors, with incorporation or reduction of molecular oxygen; heme binding. The annotation marks the transcript as partial.
AUUCACUUAAAAGAAGUUUUGAAUUCAAAUAACAAUUUUAGCCAUUUAUUUUGGAGUUCAGUAAUAUUUUUCAGAGUAUUGCUCAGCUCUGCUGCCAUCCACAGCAUAUUAAAAUAUCUUGCAGAGAAUGCGUCGUCCCUCGCAUGCGAAUCUUCGUAUCGUUCAAUGAUCAAAUUUCGUACCUUUUCUAGAACAAUGGUUUUUUUGAGCGAAAGUUGGAAAGUGAAUGGUCUGGCCAUUUUAAUUGUCAGUUUAACACUACUUUAUUUCUUUCUCAAGCGAACUUAUUCGUAUUGGGAACGAAAUGGUUUCAAAACAUUGCCAAAUUAUAACUAUAUCUUGGGCCACUUCAAAGAGACAUUGGCGCAAAAAGAAUUUGUAGGCGAUUUUAUAGCAAGAUUGUAUAAUAGUACAAGUGAACCGUUUGUGGGAAUCUAUAGCAUUCUUCGUCCAAUAUUGUUGGUGCGUGACCCAGAGCUGAUUCGUUUGAUUUUAAUCAAGGAUUUUUCACAUUUCACCGAUCGCGAUGUUCAUUGCAAUGAAGAAUACGAUCCAUUAUCAGGUGUGCUAUUUUCGUUGCCUGGCAAAAGAUGGAAGAACAUACGAACGAAAUUGACCCCAGCAUUUUCAUCUGGUAAAUUGAAAGCAAUGUUUGGCACUUUGCAUGAUUGUGGUUCAACUAUGCAAAACUAUUUGGAAAAGUAUGCCGAUAACGAUAAAGUCUUGGAAGUACGCGAUCUUGCAGCUCGUUACACCACCAAUGUUAUUGCAUCUGUUGGCUUUGGCUUGGAUAUUGAUUCAAUUGGCGAUCCAAAUAAUGAUUUUCGUGUUUAUGGUGCGCAGGUGUUUGAACCAAGCAUUAGCAAUGCCAUUCGUUGGUUCUUCUUUUUCAUUGCCCCCAAAAUAAUGUCCGUUUUACGCAUUCACGUUGUUAAUUCCAAAGUUGAUCAUUUUGCGCGUUCAAUAACCCGCCAGAAUUUGGAAUAUCGCGAGAAAAACAAUAUCGUUCGCAAAGAUUUCUUUCAACUUUUAAUUCAAAUCCGUAACGCGGGAACCGUUCAGUUGGAUGAUGAUGACUGGUCAGUCGAAUCUAAUCAAAAGAAAACAUUGUCUGAAAAUGAGAUUGCAGCGAUAGCAUUCAACUUCUUUGCAGCGGGAUUUGAAACGUCAUCGACCACGUUAUCGUUCUGUUUAUACGAACUAAGUAAGCAUCCAGAAAUCCAGCAACGUGUCCACAAUGAAAUUGAUAGGGUUUUGAAGGAGCACGACGGUAAAAUAACAUUUGAAUCAAUUUCGGAUAUGAAAUAUCUUGGAAGAUGUUUUGAUGAAACUCUGCGUAUGUAUCCUACACUCCCAAUUAUAAAUCGAACUUGUACCAAAGAAUAUCGAAUUCCUGGUACUAAUAAAGUGAUUGAAAAAGGAACUCCGGUAUAUAUUCCAGUUAUUGCACUUCAAAUGGAUGAUAAGUACUACGAUGAACCGAAAAUCUUCAAUCCAGAUCGUUUCAAUGAGGAAAACACAGUGGGGAAGAAUAUUGUAAAUCGACCAUAUCUUUCUUUUGGUGACGGUCCCCGUAAUUGUAUCGCGGCAAGAUUGGGGAAAAUUCAAACAAAAGUCGGACUCGUUAUGAUGCUACAAAAGUUUCGCUUUGAAUUGCCCGAUCAAUACAAAAAUGACGAAAUUAAAUUCAGCCCAAAGACGUUCCUCAUAGCACCAUUUGAUGGAAUCAAUUUGCAUGUUUUUAAGCGAAACGCUUUUUAAUCAUAAAUAAUCGCAAAGAUUAAGGAGUGAAAUUCUAAAGCUUUGAUUUAAAUUUAAAGCUUUAGUUCAAUCUCGAAAAAUUUUAAUUCGAAACGUUUGACUUGUUUUUGGCUUGAUUCCUAAAAAAUUUAACAAUUCACCAUAAAACUCAAUUAAAAACCCAAAGACCAAAGGAAUACGUUGAGAAUGCAUUUGAAUUCAUUUUCCCCGAUUCUCAAAUUCUCGUGCGAAUUCCGGUCAAUAUUUUACUCUACUUUUAUAGGAAAAUGUUACACUGUAUAAAAAAUGAAAAAUAAAAAAACUCGAAAUAGACGAAAUCAUCCAUUGUAAAUAACACUUUGAAAUCAUGAUUCCGAUUGUUACUCAUAUAACAUCAUGAUGGCACACACUUUUUACGAGUCACUAACUACACUGGAUAUACUAAAAAAACAACUAUAUCAUUAAAUAUGAACAGCGACGUCAAAAUCAAUCAAAUUAUUCACUAACUAAAGACAAAAUAUUGAUGUGACAGCCCAAAAAACACCAAGUUAGUGGAAAAGCAUCGAAUAUAUUCUAGACUAUCUUCAGUUUAAUUUUCAAAAACCAAGCUUUCUUCUCUAAUAAUGACAUAGCCGUGGUCUAUUAUAGGAAUUCCCAUAUAAAUUUU